This is a messenger RNA of Triplophysa dalaica, 3955 nucleotides long. It is a transcript of the gene cers2a, whose product is annotated as ceramide synthase 2a. The coding region runs from base 477 to 1634 and encodes 385 amino acids. The record is from RefSeq and is a predicted model, not a curated record. Gene Ontology annotation, molecular function: DNA binding; sphingosine N-acyltransferase activity. Lineage: Eukaryota; Metazoa; Chordata; Actinopteri; Cypriniformes; Nemacheilidae. Gene Ontology annotation, biological process: ceramide biosynthetic process. The transcript is spliced from 11 exons. Gene Ontology annotation, cellular component: membrane.
UGGCCCCCGCCCUCGACGUCUCGUCCCACACUCCUCUUUUUUCUUAGCCCUCCUCUUUUCUCUUUCAUUCGCCUGGUUCGUCUCCUAAAUGUACACCCGGCAGAACUCUUUCAACUACGACAUGUGACGCUAAAGGUGUUGCAAGUUAUACACGACAAAUAUAUGUUCUCUCCAUCCGAAGAACAUCCAGGAAGUGGUGUGGAUUACUCGUCGGUGGACCGGCACAUACACGAUUACAGCCGAACUGGGAACAGAAAAGUCGAAAGAGUUACACUAACGUCAUUAUUGUUUCAUUCGGGAUCAUUAUUUAAGAAAACUAUGCCUGGGAACUGGAUUAUGGAUUACGUAGAGAGUUCAAACUUGUGGAGUUUGCACUGAAAACCAACGAGGUUAUAUUCACUUUCAUGCACCUUUCCUAAAGCUCGUCUCAUCUGUACGUGCGCGCACACCCUAACGUUUCGCACCGCUGCUUGAAGAUGUUGUCCACGUUUAGAGAGUGGUUUUGGAACGAGAGACUUUGGUUUCCAGAAGGGCACGGCUGGGCUGACCUGGAGGACCGGGAUGGUUUAACCUACUCCAAGCCAGCUAACCUCUGGGUGACCCUGCCCAUCGCCCUCGCAUUUCUUGUCAUACGACAGAUCUUUGAAAGGACAGUGGCCACUCCACUAGCUGCAGCUUUGGGCGUAAAGGAGAAAGUGAGGGUGCGACUGGAACACAACCCCACACUGGAAUCGUACUUCAACAACACAGCAAAAAAUCCCACACAGAGCCAAUUCGAGAGUUUAGCUAAAAAGACGGGAUCUACAGAGAGACAAAUCCAAAUAUGGUUCCGAAGGCGACGGAAUCAAGAUCGACCAAACCAGCUCAAGAAGUUCAGAGAGGCCAGCUGGAGAUUUACCUUUUACCUUCUUGCAUUCAUUGCUGGCCUUGGUGCACUUAUUGAUAAACCAUGGCUCUACGAUAUGAAGGAAAUGUGGAACGGCUUUCCAAUGCUGACACUGUUGCCGUCUCAAUACUGGUACUACAUGAUCGAACUGGGAUUUUAUAUAUCGCUUCUGUUCAGCGUAGCAUCUGAUGUCAAGCGAAAAGACUUUAAAGAGCAAAUACUUCACCAUGUCGCCACCAUCCUGCUGAUAAGUUUCUCAUGGUGUGUGAACUACAUUCGAGCCGGGACCCUCAUUAUGCUGGUGCACGACACCGCAGACUCUCUGCUGGAGUCAGCUAAGAUGUUUAACUAUGCCGGCUGGAGAAAAACAUGCAACUACAUUUUCAUUGUCUUUGCCAUCAUCUUCAUGAUCACCAGACUCGUAAUCUUUCCAUUCUGGAUCAUCCAUUGUACCUGGGUGUAUCCAGUGACUGUAUAUCGCCCGUUCUUUGGGUAUUACUUCUUCAACGGGCUGCUGUUUAUACUGCAGUGUCUGCACAUCUUCUGGGCUGCACUCAUCCUCCGUAUGGCCAUCAAAUUCCUGCCGGGCAAUAAUAUCGUGGAGGAUGAGAGGAGUGACCGAGAGGAAUCAGAUUCUGAAGAUGAGGAAGAAGAGGAAGAGAAAGAACAGAAGGCACAAAUGAAAAAUGGACCAGUGCAGAACGGCCACUCCCCCCUAAACAACAACCAUCACCGCAAGACACAAUGAACAAGAGGAGGUACAGAACCUCCCCAUCAGCCACACGUACAUGCGGAACAGACCAAAAUACUGCAGCGAGAAGUGUUUGAUGGAUUGCCAAGAACACACACUUAGACAGAUUUAUGGGAUGCUACGUUUUGUGAAGUAGUCCUACUUUGAAAACCAAGAGAUAAAAAAACCACAAGCAUGAAAAAUUGAAAACGCUAUUAACAAAAUGGUCCAAAUUAUUAAGGGUCUGUAAUUGGUUGCCUUUUCAAUUUCUACUGUGUAUGAUUGAUUUAGUGCCUGGUUGUGAAGUCACUUUUUAUGUUUUAAUUUUGUGCAUCGCACACUCAUACUGCCUCUUUAGUUGUCAUAUAGUUUUGCCAGUUGUUUUCUGAUCUCAUAUUCGGGUUUGCUCAUAUUUUCAUCAGAUUCUAAAACUGGAAUUUUUCGAGUUCAGAUAACCUGUUCCUUUCAAAUAACACCAAGUGACCUUUAAGCACCUGCAUUCCACACACACGCGUCUUUCGUCUGCGUCGUGUGUUCGCUGCCAAGGGCAUUCUUCACCGAUCUCUUCCCAAUGCAGUUGCAGUAAUAAACGUUAUCAAUUUGCAAUACACUACCACAUACAGAGACUCAAACUCUGUAAAGCUUGUCCGCUUGGUUCCGUUAAGCCCCAUCGUGCUGGCGAGGUGCAGAAUCAAUAUGCUGCCUGUUGUGUAUAAUGUUUGUUCAAUGACAGUGUUGCUGUUGUGUUAGAGAAUCUAAUAUUUCUGUGUCGUGUCUUGUAAUGCAUUUCUUUUUAAGAUUUAUUCUUACAAAUUAUUUUAAAAUUUAAUUAAGAUUUUUGUCCAAGUUGGUUUGCGUUUAAAAUUGUUAUUAUUUAAGAUCCAGAUUUUCAACAGGUUUUGUGUUCAGCAAGCCUGAUAAGCUGAUCAUUUAUGCAGUAAGACGAAGUGAACCUUUAGCCAGUUCUUUGUCUCUUCCAUUUUUAAAAUAAAUGAUUACAUGAAGGGUCAGUAUUAGGUGCUGGAUGCACCUUUUACGCUCCAUUAUUUGUCAGAACUGUAAAUGUUGAUCAUUCUAGUAAUGAUCAACCAAAUGUUUACUGUAAUUCUCAUUUUGGCUCGAAAUGUAAUAUUAAUGAGAAAUAGGUUGAUCCCUAUUGAAGAUGGUCCAAUAUUUACAUCCACUGUCUCGUAAAUUAGCGUAAAUUACAGGUUUUCAAAAUCAAAGAAUGUCGAGACGGGUGUUCAGCACAUAAGAAAUGCAUUAUAUGCAGGUGGAACGGGACUUCGGAAUUGGCCUUGCAAAGAUAUUUUACAUUUCCAAAUGCUUCCUCAAGUGCCUUAUUUGUAAAACCUUUGUGUUGCUGCUUCUAUGUGCUUCACUUUCUCAUCUUUCUACCUUUGAUUUUUUUCAAACCAUGCCAUUCUCUUUUUUUUGUUUACAUCCACUUAUAUUCAUCUCUCUUUUUGGCCCAGUGCCAAGACCAACACCCCCAGUUUGCUGUUAAAGGGUCCACCACACAAACGCAACAAAAACAUGAUCUGCGUCACAACUGCCAGUGUUUUUUAUGUUGUAUUUUUGUAUUGUCAUCAUUCACCAAUGUAAGAUAAAGAUUCUUGUGAAUGACAAGCUUUGCCAUCUGUAUGUGUGGAGAAACACAUUGUAAAUUAUUUCCUGGAUGUGUCUUUCAAAAAGCAACAGAACACUCAAAUAAGUCUCUUAAAGUUUAAGAUGAUGCAAUAUCGCAUACUAGAUUAUUCCAAAAAGUUAAGCAUUGCAUUAUGUGCUUUUAAACAUGGUGUAACCUGCACGUACUUGGUGACUAAUGCCAAAGUUCCUCCCCCCCCCCAAAAAAAAAAACACGAGCCUGAGAUGUGAUGCCGUCAGAAUAUCUGAUAUUGCAUUUUAGACCACAGUUGUAUCGUUAAGUAUCACGGCUUUAAUUUAAACAGAUUGUUGGUGUUCAGUCUAAAUUACUUUUGACAAUUGUGAAAAAGACUCACAAAUGACUUAUUACUAAGAAAUAUUUGCUUCCUUUUUAGAAAUGUUUUGUUCGUUUUAUUAACAAUAGACUUAUUUUGUAGGAACCAGAAGAUUGUGGUUUCAAAACAAAAAAAGAAAUCACUUACUUGAAACAAAUGCUUGAAACUUGUGAUAUGUAAAUUCUACAUAUGUUCAUGUUUUGUCAUAAUAAGCAACAUGUUCUCAUUGGUUCUGACUGUGUCGGAGAGCUUACGUUUAGUCUUUUUAGAAGUAGUCGUGGCACAAAUACCAUCAACUGUCACCUAUUUUUGCUUUGGUUAGAGUAUCUGCCAAUCAAAUAAAUAUGUAUGAAUAUA